Messenger RNA from Anolis carolinensis (green anole), 8579 nucleotides. RefSeq names its product CREB binding protein (gene crebbp). Gene Ontology annotation, molecular function: protein binding; histone acetyltransferase activity; transcription coactivator activity. The transcript has 31 exons. Gene Ontology annotation, biological process: positive regulation of transcription by RNA polymerase II. The record is from RefSeq and is a predicted model, not a curated record. NCBI's taxonomy places the organism in Eukaryota, Metazoa, Chordata, Lepidosauria, Squamata, Anolidae. Gene Ontology annotation, cellular component: histone acetyltransferase complex; transcription regulator complex; nucleus. Bases 49 to 7566 code for a protein of 2505 amino acids.
CACGGCGGGCCCCGGGAGGCGGCGGAGGCCCAGGCGGAGGCCGAGGCCAUGGCGGAGAACUUGCUGGACGGGCCGCCCAACGCCAAGCGGGCCAAGCUCAACUCGCCGGGCUUCCCGGGCCCGGACCCUAGCGAUUUUGGAUCCUUUUUCAACUUGGAGAAUGACCUCCCCGAUGAGCUGAUCUCAAACGGAGACCUGGGCCUUUUGAGCAACAGCAGCAGCAGUGGAAGCCUGGUCCCGGAUGCAGCCUCCAAACACAAGCAGCUGUCUGAACUGUUGAGGGGCGGCGUGAGUGCAGUGGGGGGCCCGGUCCCGCAGGGGGUCGGGGGCCCAGCACAGGGGCAGCCCAACUCUGGACUCGGCGGCGGCCUGGGAGCCAUGGGCAAGAGCCCCCUGGGACCUGGGGAGGCCAAGCCAUCCUCGGCGGCCCCACAACAAGCCAUGGGUGCCCAGAAGCAGCAGCAGGCUGGCAUGGUGGCCGGCAGCCCUGCCUCCUCCGCCGCCCAGGCUGCUGCGGGCGGAGGGAUGCACCUGAACGCAAACUUUGGCCAGGCCCUCCCAGGGCUCCUCAAUAACAACAGCUCCGGCCACGGACUCCUGGGCCCAGCCCAGCAAGGACAAGGGCAGGUGAUGAAUGGGUCCCUGGGGGCGGCCGGAAGAGGAGGACGUGGUGGCGCCGGCAUGCAGUACUCGGCCGCCGGGAUGCAGGGCAGCGCGGGCAACGUCCUGGCAGAAGCCUUGGCGCAGGUGUCCCCCCAAAUGGCGGCCCACGCGGGCCUCAACGCCUCCCAGGCUGUAUCCAUGGCAAAAAUGGGGAUGGCCAGCAACCCAGGGCCCUUUGGCCAGGCGUUUGGUCAGACGACCGGAGGGCAGCAAUUGGGAGCAGCCGGAGUCAGCCCUUCUUUACCGAACAAGCCUGGCCUGGCCAGCAGCCUCUCCCCCUUCCCUCCUGACAUCAAGAGCGUGUCUGUGACCAGUGUGCCAAAUAUGAUGCCGGGCCAAGUGCAGCAGCAAGUGGGCCUUGUCCCAGCGCAGGCCAUGGCCGCGGGGCCCACCGCUGAUCCAGAGAAACGCAAGCUGAUCCAGCAGCAAUUGGUCCUGCUGCUCCACGCUCACAAGUGCCAGCGGCGGGAGCAGGCCAACGGGGAAGUGCGGGCCUGUGCCCUGCCCCACUGCCGGACCAUGAAGAACGUCCUCAACCACAUGACCCACUGCCAGGCGGGAAAGGCCUGUCAAGUGGCGCAUUGUGCAUCAUCCCGCCAGAUCAUAUCCCACUGGAAGAACUGCACGCGGCACGACUGCCCUGUCUGCCUCCCGCUGAAGAAUGCCAGUGACAAGAGGAACCAGCAGCCGCUCCUGGGGUCACCGGUGGCAGGGAUGCAGAACUCGGUGGCCUCCGGCGCAGGACAGACAGCAGCAGCGCCCCUCAGCAACCCCAACCCCAUUGACCCCAGCUCCAUGCAACGCGCCUAUGCAGCCCUGGGCCUUCCCUAUGGCAACCAGCCUCAGGUCCCUCUGCAGCCGCAGGUCCAAGGCCAGCAGCCCACCUCCCAGCCACAGGCCCCCCAUCCACAGAUGAGAACCAUGAACGUGCUGGGAGCCAAUCCCAUGAACCUUCCUACCGCGGGAAUCACGGAGCAAGCACCCGGCAUGAUCCCUGAGGCGGCGCUUCCUGCUUCUCUAGGGGCGGCAGCAAACCCCCUGAUGAGUGACGGCACAAAUUCGGGGAAUGCUGGGAACCUCAGCGGCACGAUCACCACUGCAGCUCCUGCUUCUGGCUCCGGGGCAAGGAAGACCUGGCAUGAACACGUCACGCAGGACCUGCGCAACCACUUGGUCCACAAGCUGGUGCAAGCCAUCUUUCCGACUCCCGACCCAGCAGCUCUGAAGGACCGCCGAAUGGAGAACCUGGUGGCUUAUGCCAGGAAAGUGGAAGGGGAUAUGUAUGAAUCGGCAAACAGCCGGGACGAGUAUUACCAUUUGUUGGCAGAGAAGAUUUAUAAGAUCCAGAAGGAGCUGGAAGAGAAGCGGCGGUCACGUUUGCACAAGCAAGGGAUAUUGGGCAACCAGCCGGCCUUACAGACCCCGGGAGCCCAGCCCCCUGGCCUCUCCCAGGUGACGGCGGUAGCCCUGGGGCAGACACAGCCCGCCAGGCCCCCCAAUGGCCCUGUGUCCUCCGUGCCAAAUGUCCCUGUGAGCCGCAUGCAAGUCUCUCAAGGGAACGUCCAGAUGCCCCCGGCCUCAAUGGGACCGCGAGCUGCUUCCCCCAUGAACCAUCCCGUCCAGAUGAACAACAUGGGCUCCGUUUCAGCAAUGGCCCUGUCUCCUUCCCGGAUGCCUCAGUCGCAGAGCAUAAUGGCAGCGCAUGCCAACAGUCUAAUGGGUCCAGCAGCCCCCCAGACCCAGUUCCUCGGUCAGAGCCAGUUCCCUGCCACAUCCGGCGGAGCCCUCAGUGUCGCCAUGGGGCAGGCCCAGGCAGGAGCCUCCUCGCAGGGCCAGGCUCCAGCCGCUUCCCUCCCGGCCUCCGUCAGCAUCCUGGGGCCAUCGAGCGGCCAGCUUGCCUGUCCCUCCAUCACGCAGCCGUCUCCCCUCCACCAGCCUGCGGCCCCUCUGCCCACAACUGCGGUCUCCAUGCCUUCCUCGGUCCAGGGAAUGAUCCCUCCGCCCACAGCACCAGCGGCGCCUGCCCUACCGCUGCCUCCUUCGGGACAAGGUCCCUCGCCUGCACCCCCCUCGGCCCCCAACACCAGCGCCAUGCAACUGCAGAGCAUGCCUUCGGGACAGGCCCAGCCGGCGCCUCAGCCCCGGACCCCUGGGCAGCCCCCCUCUGUGCCAACGCCGCAGCCGCCGCCAUCGUCACAGCCCCAGCCAGCCCAGGCUCCGGUGCUGCCUCAGGCACCCUCCAGUCCACUCUCUCAGGCUGCAGCGGGGAGUGUCGACAGCCGGGUGCCCAGCCCAGGUUCUGCUGCUGGUACAGACCUCGGGAACCAGCCGUUUGGGCAUGAGGCGCCAGUGACGGAGGGGAAGUCCGAGGUGAAGGCCGAAAAAGCCAAGUCGGAAUGCGGCGAAGCUCCGGUGGAGCCAAAACUCGAGCCAGAGGAAGAGGAGGCGGCGGCAGUAGUGAGGCCCACGCAAGCCAAAGAGGAACCCGGUGCGGAUGAAGGCAAACAGGAGCCCAUGGAAGUGGAAGGCAGGAAGCCGGAGGUGAAGGAGGAAGAGGACAGUGGAGGGAGCGGAGGCAGUGGCAACAGCUCUACUUCUCAGUCCACGUCUCCCUCUCAGCCACGGAAGAAGAUCUUUAAGCCUGAAGAGCUGCGCCAGGCGCUCAUGCCCACCUUGGAGGCCCUCUACCGCCAGGACCCAGAGUCUCUGCCUUUCCGGCAGCCAGUGGACCCUCAGCUCCUGGGCAUCCCGGACUAUUUUGACAUUGUGAAGAGCCCCAUGGACCUGUCCACCAUCAAGCGCAAGCUGGACACGGGGCAGUACCAGGAGCCCUGGCAGUACGUGGAGGACGUCUGGCUGAUGUUUAACAAUGCCUGGCUCUACAACCGCAAGACCUCCAGGGUCUACAAGUUUUGCACGAAGCUGGCGGAGGUCUUCGAGCAGGAGAUCGACCCUGUCAUGCAGUCCCUGGGAUACUGCUGUGGACGCAAGUAUGAGUUCUCUCCUCAGACCUUGUGCUGCUAUGGGAAGCAGCUCUGCACCAUUCCCCGCGAUGCAGCCUAUUUCAGCUACCAGAACCGGUACCACUUCUGUGAGAGAUGCUUCACUGAAAUCCAGGGGGAGAAUGUUACCCUGGGCGACGACCCGGCUCAGCCUCAGACAACAAUUUCAAAAGAUCAAUUUGAGAAGAAGAAGAAUGACACGCUGGACCCAGAGCCUUUUGUGGACUGCAAGGAAUGUGGACGGAAGAUGCACCAGAUAUGUGUCUUACACUACGAUAUUAUUUGGCCUUCAGGGUUUGUCUGCGACAACUGCUUGAAGAAAACCGGACGAACCCGCAAAGAGAACAAAUUCAGUGCCAAAAGGUUGCAGGCCACCCGUUUGGGGAACCACUUGGAGGAGCGAGUGAACAAGUUCCUGCGGCGGCAGAACCAUCCGGAGGCUGGGGAGGUUUCUGUCCGCGUCGUAGCCAGCUCCGACAAGACCGUGGAGGUGAAGCCGGGGAUGAAGUCACGGUUCGUUGACUCCCGAGAGAUGUCGGAGGCUUUUCCCUACCGGACAAAGGCCCUCUUUGCUUUUGAGGAGAUUGACGGGGUCGAUGUCUGCUUCUUCGGGAUGCAUGUCCAGGAGUACGGCUGGGACUGCCCCCCUCCAAACACCAGGCGUGUCUACAUCUCCUACUUGGACAGUAUCCACUUCUUCCGCCCAAGAUGCCUUCGGACUGCAGUAUACCAUGAGAUCCUCAUUGGGUACCUGGAGUAUGUCAGAAAACUGGGGUAUGUGACAGGCCACAUCUGGGCCUGCCCUCCCAGCGAAGGGGAUGACUACAUCUUCCACUGCCACCCUCCUGACCAGAAGAUCCCGAAGCCCAAGCGCCUGCAAGAGUGGUACAAGAAGAUGCUGGACAAGGCCUUUGCUGAGCGCAUCAUCCACGACUACAAGGACAUCUUCAAGCAGGCGACUGAGGACCGACUGACCAGUGCCAAGGAGCUGCCGUACUUUGAGGGCGACUUCUGGCCCAAUGUGCUGGAAGAAAGCAUCAAGGAGCUGGAGCAGGAGGAGGAAGAGAGGAAGAAGGAGGAGAGCAGCGCUUCAGGGGAAACCACAGAGGGAAGUCAAGGGGACAGCAAGAACGCCAAGAAGAAGAACAACAAGAAGACCAACAAGAACAAGAGCAGCAUCAGCAGGGCCAACAAGAAGAAGCCCACUUUGCCCAAUGUCUCCAACGACCUCUCGCAGAAGCUCUAUGCCACCAUGGAGAAGCAUAAGGAGGUCUUCUUUGUAAUCCACCUACAUGCUGGCCCUGUGGUCAACACCUUGCCGCCCAUUGUGGACCCGGACCCGAUGCUGAGCUGCGACCUGAUGGACGGCCGCGACGCUUUCCUGACCUUGGCCCGGGACAAGCACUGGGAGUUCUCCUCCUUGCGGCGCUCCAAGUGGUCCACCCUCUGUAUGCUGGUGGAGCUGCACACCCAGGGCCAGGACCGCUUCGUCUACACCUGCAAUGAGUGCCGGCACCAUGUCGAGACCCGUUGGCACUGCACCGUCUGCGAGGAUUACGACCUGUGCAUCAACUGCUACAACGCUAAGAAUCAUGAGCACAAGAUGGUCAAGUGGGGCCUGGGCCUGGACGACGACGGUGGGGGCAGCGGCCAGGGCGAGGCGCAGUCCAAGAGCCCCCAGGAGUCGCGUCGGCUAAGCAUCCAGCGCUGCAUUCAGUCCCUGGUGCAUGCCUGCCAGUGCCGCAAUGCCAACUGCUCGUUGCCCUCCUGUCAGAAGAUGAAGCGGGUGGUGCAGCACACCAAGGGCUGCAAGCGCAAGACCAACGGGGGCUGCCCGGUCUGCAAGCAGCUGAUUGCCCUGUGCUGCUACCAUGCCAAGCACUGCCAGGAGAGCAAGUGCCCCGUGCCCUUCUGCCUCAACAUCAAGCACAAGCUCCGCCAGCAGCAGAUCCAGCACCGCCUCCAGCAGGCCCAGCUCAUGCGCCGCAGGAUGGCCACCAUGUCCACACGCGUGCCUCCGCAGCCGCAGGCACAGCAGCCGCCACAGCAGCAGCAACAGCAGCAGAGCUUGCCUUCGCCUACCUCAGCCGCCCCCGGGACUCCCACCCAGCAGCCGCCCAGUGCCCCGCAGACCCCGCCCCAGCCCUCCCCUGUCGGCAUGGCGACCACCGCCUUUCCUGGCAGGACUCAAGCCCCCCCGCUGCCGCCGGUCCCCCUCUCAGCCGGAAAGCCCACUCCCCAGGUGCCCGGCCCCCAAAUGCCCUCCCAGCCGCCCCCUGGAGCCGUGGAAGCGGCUAGGCAGAUCGAGAUCGAGGCCGCGCAGCAGCAACAACAGCAGCAGCAGCAGCAACAACAGCAGCAGCAACAGCAGCAGCUCUAUCGGGUCAGCAGCAAUGGUUUACCCCCUGGGCGCCUUGGCCUGGUUAGCCCUGCAUCCCUCGGGGCCCUGAACCCCCUCCAGCAACAGCAGCAACAACAGCAGCCACCGCAGCAGCUCCCGCCUCCUCAACCCCCACCGGUUGGCCUGAACGUAGCGCGCCCCAAUUCGGCUGGCAGCGGCCCCAUGAUGCCAGGCCUGGGUCCUGGCCAGUGGUCCUCGGCUGCCCCCAUGGCCCAGGUGGCCCCUCUACAGCCGGGUAUGCCACGGCCAGUCCUCCCAAUGCCUCCCCAGCAGCAGCCACCACAGCAGCAGCAGCCACAGGCGGUGGGGGUCCCUCGGAUGAGUGGCGCGCAGUCGGCUCCCUCCCGCAGCAUCGCCCCUAACGCCUUGCAUGAGCUGCUCCGGACCCUCAAGUCCCCCAGCUCCCCACAGCAGCAGCAACAGGUGCUGAAUAUCCUCAAGUCUAACCCGCAGCUGAUGGCCGCCUUCAUCAAGCAGCGAACAGCCAAGUACGUGGCCAGCCAGCCCCAGCAGGCUCCAGCCCUCCAGCAGCCGCAACCGCAGCAGCAGCAGCCUCCACCUCCACAGGGGCUCCACGCUCAGCCAGGCCUGCAGAACGUGGGCACCAUGGCAGCAGGGGUCCCUCGGCCAGGCCUCUCUGCCCAGCAACCAGGGAUGGGGGCCCUCAGCGCCCAGGGCCAGGCCCUCAGCCUCAUGAACUCCGGCGGCGGUCACGGCCCCAGCAUGGCCGCCAUGAGCCCCCAGUACCGGGAGAUCCUGCGCAGGCAGCUGCUCCAGCAACAACAGCAGCAGCAACAGCAGCAGGGGGUGCCUGGGAUGGGGGCCCACGGCCAAUUCCCGCAGCCGCCUGGGCCCGUGGGAUACUCCCAGGCCGCCUUGCAGCAGCAGCAGCAGCAGCAGCAUCGGAUGCAGCAGCAGCACCUCUCCCUGCCUAUGGGGCCGAUGGGACCCCUGAACUCGUUGGGCCCUGAGGGCAGCACGAGCCUGCAGCAGGCCCUCCAGCAGCGGCUCCUCCAGCAGCAGCAGCAGCAGAUGAAGCCCCCGCCCGUGCCCCCGCUGAUGGGCUCCCCCGGGGGCCCCCCCAACCCCAUGAGCCCCCAGGGGCACCUGCUGCCCGGACAGCCCCCCAGCUCCACGGGGCCCGCGCCGCCCAUGCUCCCUGGACAGCCCCCCCACGGCGGGCAGGUGCGCUCCCCGGCCCCGGUCCAGUCCCCCCGCCCCCAGUCGCAGCCCCCUCCGCCGCACUCGAGCCCCUCCCCCCGCGUGGCCCCCUCUCCGCAGACGGGCUCCCCGCUCUCGCUGCCAGGACUUGCCGGGGGGGGCUUGGACCCGGGGCACCUGGGGGGAGGGGCGGGAGGAGGGCCUCCCCCCGAGACGCAGAGCGCCAUGCUGCCCCAGCUGAACCCCCCCAACCGGGCCGUCCUGCCGGGGGACCUCUCCCUGGUUGGGGGAGACGCCUCGGGGGGAGAUACGCUGGAGAAGUUCGUGGAGGGCUUGUAGCCCCCCCCCCCCUUGGCUUUCCAUUUGGACCCUUUGGACCGGGAGGAGAAAAGGGGGCCUCUUGGAAGAGGAGGCUCUGGACCCAUUGCUUGGCCCCCGUUUCAAAACAAAGAAUAUAUAUUUUUUGUUAAAAGCCAGCCAGGUGUGGUUGAACUAUCUGGUCUCUUCUUUUUGUUGUUCUUGUUGUGGGUUUCUUUCUUCUUCUUUUUUUUUAAGUUUUGUUGUUACUGUUGACUAUUGCUUUUUAAAAGGGGGGGAGGAUUAGUCCAUUAUAUCCAUAUUUUUAUUUGUAAUUUCAAGACUAAGCGUUUGCGUUUAUCAGAGAAGAAAACCAAUCUCCAGAAAUGCCACAUCCUGGUGCACCCUUCUACUUUUCCGGCGUUCGAUCGAAAGAUUUCUUUCCCGUUCCGUCUUGAGCUCUGCGGGCGACCGAAAGUAUUAUUAUUAUUAUUAUAAUUAUUAUGAAUUGCCCUCGGAACAGAUAGGAAUUGGCUCUUGCAGACUCGCAGACGCACACAGCCUUUGUUGCCGAUGCAAAACCUAUAGCUUCGUUUCUGGGGGGAAACUAGUUUUGGAUUUAUAAAAGGAAAGAGAGGAAGAGGGACGGUCAUUUCCGGGCCCGUUCAUAUUUUAACAGGGAAGAAAUAUAUUCUUUUCUUUAACUCUUUGACGUGAAACUUGAAACGAGGAAAAGCAAUUCUAGUGUAAAUCAUGCAAGCUCGAAAAUUCCUAUAAAUAUUUAAAAGAAAUCCAAGAUUCAAUCACUGUAUAGAAUGGGGAGGGGGGACGGACUCAUUUCUUACUUCUCUUAGGCAUAUUGUUAAAUAAACGGUGUGCAACAGACAAAGAGGGUGGUCCUUGAAUCCAUGUACAUGUUAUUUACUGAGUGUUUGGGGACUUUUUUUGUUAUGAAAAACGCUGUUUUCAACAUUGUAUUUGGACUAUGCAUGUCUCUUUUUUCCAUUGUAUAUAUAGUAUUGCUUAAAGGUGAUAUAAAUUACUGAAGUUUUUAA